This is a messenger RNA of Darwinula stevensoni, 1806 nucleotides long. Lineage: Eukaryota; Metazoa; Arthropoda; Ostracoda; Podocopida; Darwinulidae. The record is from the annotation of a GenBank genome assembly.
AUGCCGGGGGGCGUGCAGGAGACUCGAGUCGACGAUCGGCAAGCAUUUCAGUCCUCGGGGGCUUCCCAAGAUUUUCGAUCGCCGCCUCCGUGCGGCGCGACCCGGGCCCUCUCGACGGGGCGGGGCUCCCCGCUGCUCAGUCCCAACUUUCCGGGCAAUUUCACGUCCCAGUUCGAUUGCACCUGGGAGUUCAGUAUAGAAUCAUGGAGUCCAGGCCAGAGAUAUGCCCAUAUUCCCUUUGAAAACCUCUUACGAGUAAAGACCGACUACAUCAUCAGCUUCAGUUCACUCUCAGGCUCUAGCUUGUCCUCACCGUGCUUUAUUUUUGGGCAGGUCAAUCCCUCACCCCAUCUGUUGGGGUUCUUCGUCCUGGCAGCCAGCAAAUUCCCCAAUAUUAACCUCUCCCCUUUUUUUUCGUACGGCACCAUGCCGGCGAAAAAGAGGACCCAGAAGAAGACCUCUCCCCCACCUCCUUCCGUUAUCUCCAACCCCUCACCUCGCUCCAUGCGGCAGGCUUCUCCUGCCCCCCCUCCUCCUCCUCCUCCUGCCCCUCCUCCUCCUCCUCCUGCCCCCUCCUCCUCCUCCUCCUCCUCCUCCUCACACACCUCCGCUGCCCCCGCCCCCUCGCGAACUUCUUCCCCCCUUCGCCAACCAACUGCCAGCCCCUCACGCUCCCCUCCACAUCCAUCCUCUCAUACAGCCAAUAACGCAGCCUAUCUUUCACCUGCCCACUCCAAAACACCCCCCACGAUCCCAGGCAACUCCUCCGUGCACUCGAUUCCCAUACCCACUAACUCAACCAACCCUGCUCAAGGAAAUCCCAAUUCCUUCGCGAACCCAUUAUUCAUUCAAUCCCUUCCGCCUUCAGCAAAAACUCGCUUUUGCUCGCGCCUUCUCAACGCGCGCAUCAUACUCGAGGAAGACGAGUUUAGAAUCGGCUGCCUCCGCCUCCGCGUAGAAGAAUUCGUGAUUCAGCCACGAAUCAUUCGAUGCUUUAAAUGCCUUCAGUACGGCCGCUAUAUAGGACGAUGCAAGGCCGACCGCGACGUGUGCUCGUACCGCUCAGGAAAGGGCCAUACCCAGAAAACCCGCCAGGCAAAGCUGAACGUCUUGCAUCCUAAAUGCAGCCAGUGCCAAGGAGCACACGCAGCAAACGCGGCCGCUUGCCCCAAACGGCAAGAAAAACGACUGCAGAUUGCCCACGACCCCAGGUUCGCUCAUUCGCCCCUUGCCAGGAAGAUCCUGGCCGAGCAGAAAGGGUAUCCAGACCCUGAGGCUCCCAUUAGGACGGCUACGCCCCCAGCUAGGCCGCACAUCAGACUCGUCCCCGCUCGCGCCGCGCCUCCCUCGCGUCCGCCCUCGGCCCCCGCGCCCCCUACCCCCGCAUCCGCGGACGUCUCAGCGUCCCCGUUCCCCGCGAUCUCUCCCUCUCCCGAGAUUAACUCAGUCAUCCGGCUGCUCCUAAAGCAGAUGGAAGGCAUCAUCUCCACCCUCCACUGUUUCCUUCGGCCACACCCCCACCGUCCUUUCCUCUCCUGCUUAACAAUGUCCUCUCAUACAGAUCUUGAGUACUGGCCAAAGAGAGCUACAUUUCAGGCAAGCACCAAUGAUGGUGCACUCAUUGCCGUGGCCAACGACGGGAAUAACUAUUCUGAAGUCCCAACCAAGAACUUGAACUUCUCUUGGAGCAAUUCAUUGGGAUCUAUGAAAUCCCCUCCUCAUUUGACCCGCAACCGCAUCCCUCCCCCCUCCAGCCUCAUCGAUCCUCAAAUGGCGUGGCAAGUCCUUCUCAAAGAAAUAACCUGA